AUGGAGUUAAGAAAGAAGUGGUUGAAAGCGAUAAGAAGGCCAGAUUUCGUUCCUCGUGUAGGUGAUGGGUUAUGUAUAAACCACUUUAGAGCACAAGAUAUCCAUAAUAUUAGUACCGAAGGGCACUCGCAUUACAUCCCAAUAUUUCCUUGGCAAGAAUCAGCUGACAAUCCACCAGAGGCAAAUGAACCAUUUACUGCACAAAGUAACUUCUCAAAUGAAAAUAUAGAGAUAGAAGAAAAAGAAGCGUGCUGUCCAGAAUUUAUUUCAACAACUGAAUCACCUGAACAACAAUCAACGACUGAUGCACCUGAACAACAAAAUAGCAAGUUCCUCGCAGAAGAAGACAUUUUACAAGUGAAUUUACAGUUAUGUGAAGAAGAAAUUGAUGCUGAAGUAGAACCUUUGAAUAAAAGUGUAAUAGAAUUAAAAAGUGAUAUGCACAGUGAUGAAGAGCCAGUGUACUUAAAAAAGUCAAUUAUGAUGCAGACAGAUUCAUGUUCAAAGUAUAAUGUGGACAACUACAAACAUAAACCUGUACAGCUAAAUCAUUUCACUGGGUUCAACUACCAAAAAUUCAAGACUAUCUUGUACACGUUAUCACCAGUUAUGUCUCACUUUGAGAAAAUUGAAAAAGAUAAAAAGAUCAGCAUACCAAAUCAAUUGUUUCUAACUCUUUGGAAACUGAGACGAGCAACUUGCAACUUGGAGUUAGCAGAGCACUUUAGCACUGACAAUGAGAGUGUUGCUGAAAUUUUUUAUACAUGGAUAACAAUUAUGUCAAAGACAUGGUCUCUGAUUGAUAUGUGGCCAAGUCGAGAAUUGAUAAACUUCUACAUGCCACAUUAG
Trichogramma pretiosum is the source of this 849-nucleotide messenger RNA. RefSeq lists its product as uncharacterized. The record is from RefSeq and is a predicted model, not a curated record. Bases 1 to 849 code for a protein of 282 amino acids. The transcript has 2 exons. Lineage: Eukaryota; Metazoa; Arthropoda; Insecta; Hymenoptera; Trichogrammatidae.